AUGUUCACUUUUGCUGCCUUCUGCUACAUGCUGUCUCUGGUCCUCUGCGUGUCCCUCAUCUUCUUUGCAAUAUGGCACAUAACAGCUUUUGAUGAGCUCCAGGCUGACUUCAAGGUUCCCAUUGACCAGGGCAAUCCACUCCAUGCGAGGGAGAGACUACGUAACAUCGAGAGGAUCUGCAACUUGCUGAGGAAGUUAGUGCUUCCAGAGUACUCCAUCCAUGGACUCUUCUGCAUCAUGUUCUUGUGUGCCCAGGAAUGGCUGACUGUGGGUCUCAACAUUCCCCUGCUCUUCUACAACACGUGGAGUAGGUACUUCCAUUCUCCAACGGACACUAAGGAGCUGCUCUACGACCCAGCAUCUGUGAUGAAUGGCGAUACGCUCAAAUUCUGCCUAAAGGAGGCCUGGUGCAAGCUGUCCUUCUUCGUCCUCUCCUUUUUCUACUAUCUCUACUGUGUGUGGAACCUGGAUAUUUCCCUCUAA
Messenger RNA from Plectropomus leopardus (leopard coralgrouper), 483 nucleotides. Lineage: Eukaryota; Metazoa; Chordata; Actinopteri; Perciformes; Serranidae. The record is from RefSeq and is a predicted model, not a curated record.